CUCCGCCCAAGGCCCGGUUUUCCGCCUAGCAGAACUGGUGCUGCACAGCUGGGACCCUCACACCGGUGCAAUGGAUGUGUCAUGGGCCACGCAAGAGAGUGAGGCAGUGGCGGAGAAGGUGCUCCGGUACCGACGGGACGAGUCGGGCUGGAAGAAGUGCCGGGAAGUCAAUGGAGUUUCAGUUUCCUGGAGGCCAUCUGAGGAGUUUCCAGGGAAUCUGUACCGAGGAGAAGGGAUUCUGUGUGGGACACCAGAAGAGGUGUGGAAUUGCAUAAAGCCAGUUGCUGGAGGUCUCCGGGAGAAGUGGGAUGACAACGUGACCAGUUUUGAAAUUGUCCAAAGCAUCACAGAUGUGCUGUGUGUAAGCAGAACAUCCACACCCUCGGCUGCCAUGAAGCUGAUUUCUCCCAGGGACUUUGUGGACUUGGUGUUAGUGAAGAAAUAUGAGGAUGGCACCAUCAGUUCCAAUGCUACCCACGUGGAACAUCCACUGUGUCCUCCAAAGCCAGGUUUUGUGCGAGGAUUUAACCAUCCAUGCGGGUGCUUCUGUGAACCGCUCCCAGGGGAGCCUAACAAAACCAAGCUGGUCACAUUCUUCCAGACAGACCUGAGUGGCUACCUCCCUCAGAGUGUGGUAGACUCCUUCUUCCCUCGCAGCAUGGCUGAGUUCUACCCCAACCUUCAGAAGGCAGUGAGGAAGUUCCAUCACUGACACAGUCGCCUAUUGGCAAGAAAUGCCCUUCAGGAGCUCCAGCUGUUGAGUCUCAAAGAACACAGAAGAGCUCCUGUGGCCUCUUGAGAUGCCCUAGUGAAUGGGAAGUCUCGGGGAGCAAGCCUAGGACAGCACUCCCUUUCCCCCUCACACCCCUCCUUCCUCUUGGGCUUGGUGUGGAAGGAGCUGUCCAUCAGUUUGCAGUGGGACACACACCACACCACACACAUACACACACACACACACACACACCUAGGCUUGGUGUGGAAGGAGCUGUCCAUCAGUUUGCAGUGGGACACACACCACACCACACACACACACACACACACACACACACACACACACACACACACACCUAGGCUUGGUGUGGAAGGAGCUAUCCAUCAGUUUGCAGUGGUACACAUGCCACACCCCACACACACACACACACACACACACACACACACACACACCUAGGCACACACCUAGGCUUGAUAUGGAAGGAGCUGUCCAUCAGUGCAGUGGGACACACACACACACAUACACACACCUGACAAGGCAGGUGUUGCUGUGGUCACCUAACACAGACAUGGCUCAAGCACCCUUUGGUUCCUUGUGGUCCAGGGCCCUGUGGGUUGCUGUCAGAUACCUCAUCUCUCUGUUGGUCUUAGAGAAUCGUUGUCUACCCUGGUCACUAAGUCCUCUGGCAUCUGGAGCUCCCAGACUUCUGCACCAGACUCCUGUGUUCAUUUUGUGAUACAAUUUUAUAUACAAAUUCUUAACACAAGAUUUUCCCUCCCUUGCAAAGAUGUUAACUUGGAAAAUAUGUUUUAAAGCACAGAAUAAGCCUUAAGGAAAAACACUUUCUACCUAA
This is a messenger RNA of Phodopus roborovskii (desert hamster), 1565 nucleotides long. It is a transcript of the gene Stard5, whose product is annotated as StAR related lipid transfer domain containing 5. The record is from RefSeq and is a predicted model, not a curated record. Lineage: Eukaryota; Metazoa; Chordata; Mammalia; Rodentia; Cricetidae. Gene Ontology annotation, molecular function: lipid binding. The transcript is spliced from 6 exons. The coding region runs from base 71 to 712 and encodes 213 amino acids.